GCUGCUCCACCCCAGCAUCAAAAGAACAGACUGGAAAUCAGCCGCAUGGUGUCCUGUUUAUAUGUUUGCAGAUAUGAUAUGAUAUGAUUUGCAGGCGUCAGAGUACUGGUACAAUAAAACGUCUUUAUGUAAAUAAUUUGAAUUCUCCAACUUGGAGGUUUCACGGAAAAGUGCUUAUCCAUCCAAAGCCAGUAAAUGUUAGUUGUUUUUUAAUUAUGCAUUUCAGUUAUAUCUUUUGAAAUUUCCGUUAAUUUCUAUAAUAAAGGCACACUAGGGUUUCGGUAAGUAUGACUCAAUGUGAAAUAGGGGCUGGUUUAAAGCUUAAAUGCGCCUAAUGGGUUUUAAGAAGGUGGAGGGGUGGGUAUAAAUUCUCAUGGCGCGUCUCUCGGUGUUCAGUUUUCACACAGUUGCUAAAGUCUGACGACGUAAGACAUCUGAAUAUUUUAAGUAUAAAACAACACAAAUAACAGCAUAGCAAAGACAACAUGUCAGUACAGAGCGCACUGCCUUUCCUGAAGCCCCUCCACAGCCACAGAGUUCCCAUCUCCCCAGGUCGCCAGCGCCGGCACACUCUUCCUGCCAGCGAGUUUCGUUCCCUCAACACGGAGGACGCCAUCAGUGUAUUCGAGAUAGAGAGAGAAGCUUUUAUAUCUGUGUCUGGGGAAUGUCCUCUUCAUCUGGAUGAGGUCCGACACUUCCUAACCCUCUGUCCUGAGCUUUCUUUGGGCUGGUUUGAACAGGGAAGGCUGGUCGCUUUUAUCAUUGGGUCACUCUGGGACCAGGACCGUCUUACCCCUGAUGCAUUGACUUUGCAUAAGCGUCAUGGGACUACUGUCCACAUCCAUGUGCUGGCAGUCCAUCGGACCUUUCGCCAGCAGGGCAAGGGAUCCAUCCUGCUGUGGCGUUACUUACAGUAUCUCCGCUGUCUACCAUAUGUCCGCCGUGCAAUGCUCAUGUGUGAGGACUUCCUGGUGCCUUUUUACCAGAAGUCUGGCUUUAAGGUGCAGGGUCCUUCUGAGAUCAUUGUAGGGCAACUCAGCUUCAUUGAUCUGUAUUAUCCUGUGCAGGGACAUGCAUUUAUGCGCCGUAACAGUGGCUGUUAAUGGAUUCACUAAUUUGUGUGGGGAGGGGGCCCCCAAAAUACUAAGAAAUGAAUCAGUGGUUGUGUUGAAGCAGCUUUUUGUUCAUAAAUAUCUUGUGGUGUUUCGCUUCGUGUUUGUCCACGUAGGCCCUAAAAUGGUCAGAAUUGUUAAAAAACGGUCCGAAAAAGAUGAAGCAAGGAACAUUGGAACAUAAAUGUGUCUCACCCCACAACUUGAACUAAUUUAGUAAUUGUCAACUUUUUGUUUAUCUUAUGAGACAGUUUAACUGAUAGACUACUUUUAUCACUAAUAAUUAUGUGUGGUACAGUAUUUAUUGAUUUUUCUUAGUUUUUUUAUUCAUUUUUUAACUUUAUACUUUUAUGGCAGAUAACCUUUGUGUUGUGAGAUCCGAAAUUUGAAAGAUAAGGUAGGGCCUUUUCUGUAAAUAGUUCUAAUUCAAGCUAGAUUUUGUGUCCAUUGUGUUGUGGCUGCUUUAAAUGUGUAAGCAUUAAAAUAGCAUCAACUGAACCCUUUUUUUACUGUAUUCUCUUAUGAACAAAGCCAUAUAGCACAAAGUAUUGGCUGGUAUGUCUGUAAGUGCCAAUGUGAUUAACUUAUUAACUUAACUAAUUUAUAAUCUCAUAAAGGCAGCUUGGUUUGUCAGACACAACCUAGAAAAGCAUUUCUAUAUAGAUUAUGAUUUCUUCAGAGUUUUUGUUGAAAAACAAUUUAUCACCCAAAUUUAUGCUGGGUCAUCUCUGAGAUGUUUAGGUCUGGUUUCCAUUUGCCUUUCCCUUUAGAAACCUACCACCCAUGCCUCCACGGUCUUGAAACAAGACACUGAUGAUUUGUACAUUUUAUAAGUAAAUAAAUAU
Molecule: messenger RNA, 1957 nt
Organism: Triplophysa rosa
Lineage: Eukaryota; Metazoa; Chordata; Actinopteri; Cypriniformes; Nemacheilidae
Gene: aanat1
Product: arylalkylamine N-acetyltransferase 1
Exons: 4
Coding region: 486-1103 (205 amino acids)
Biological process (GO): circadian rhythm; response to light stimulus
Cellular component (GO): cytoplasm
Molecular function (GO): aralkylamine N-acetyltransferase activity
Source: RefSeq, a predicted model, not a curated record